Gadus macrocephalus (Pacific cod) is the source of this 2413-nucleotide messenger RNA. RefSeq names its product casein kinase 1, alpha 1 (gene csnk1a1). Bases 546 to 1652 code for a protein of 368 amino acids. Gene Ontology annotation, biological process: negative regulation of canonical Wnt signaling pathway; signal transduction; peptidyl-serine phosphorylation. Gene Ontology annotation, cellular component: cytoplasm; nucleus. Gene Ontology annotation, molecular function: protein serine/threonine kinase activity; ATP binding. The transcript has 11 exons. The record is from RefSeq and is a predicted model, not a curated record. Lineage: Eukaryota; Metazoa; Chordata; Actinopteri; Gadiformes; Gadidae.
CGCGCUCCCGGUGGUUAGCUAAUGCUAGCUCAGUGCGAACGGAAACAAGGAGAGAAAAGACUGCGAGGAGAAGAUGGCGGAUCCUGUGGGUUGCGCUUUGUAAAGACGGCUGCAACCCUUCGAUUUCGUCGACCAACGUCGUGAAAGGACUAGCGAAUAUCGAACUAAAUACCAUCCGAAGAUUGAAUUGAGGACUUAUUGGCCUCGAGUCGAGGGACUGUCGAUGUGUGGACCUCUGGCGUAGCGAUGUCCGGCUAGCAGAACGGCUGCUCCGAUCGGAUGACUUUACGUUUUAUUUCGAUUAGUUUUGGAUUACCGUCUGAUUAACCACAUUAACCACACUUUUCACACUGGUCGUGUUGGUUUCGUUAAGUUACUCCGCUGGUAGGGAACGUGUUUUUUUCACUGUUGGCUUCGACGACACCUCCCGGGAGGCACGUUAGAUCAGCACUAUCUCCUCGAUAAAUCGGCAUUUAAUCUGACUUUGUAUGUUCUUUAUAUUAUACUGAUUCUAAUCGAAAUUGCCGUAAUAAUUGGUGGGGAUUAUGGCGAGUAGCAGCGGCUCCAAAGCCGAGUUUAUAGUCGGGGGAAAAUACAAGCUGGUCCGGAAGAUCGGGUCGGGGUCGUUCGGAGAUAUCUACCUGGCCAUCAACAUCACCAACGGAGAGGAGGUAGCAGUCAAAUUGGAAUCGCAGAAAGCCAGACAUCCACAGCUACUAUACGAAAGUAAACUUUACAAGAUCCUACAAGGAGGCAUCGGCAUUCCCCACAUCAGGUGGUAUGGACAGGAGAAGGACUACAAUGUUCUAGUCAUGGACCUGCUAGGACCCAGUCUGGAAGACCUGUUCAACUUCUGCUCCCGGCGCUUCACCAUGAAGACCGUCCUCAUGUUGGCCGAUCAGAUGAUCAGCAGAAUCGAGUAUGUGCACACAAAGAACUUCAUCCACAGAGACAUAAAGCCAGAUAACUUCCUCAUGGGCAUCGGUCGACACUGUAACAAGUGUUUAGACUCUUCAGUGGGGAAGAGGAAACGAAGCUUGGCUGUUAGCUCUGCUCAGGAUCCAUCUUUCUCAGGAUUAAACCAGCUAUUUCUCAUUGACUUUGGGCUGGCUAAAAAGUACAGAGAUAACCGAACAAGGCAACACAUCCCCUACAGAGAAGACAAGAACCUAACGGGCACGGCCCGCUACGCAUCCAUCAACGCACACCUGGGGAUUGAACAGAGCCGACGUGACGACAUGGAGUCGCUAGGCUACGUGCUGAUGUACUUCAACAGAACCAGUCUGCCAUGGCAGGGAUUAAAGGUUCCUCAGGCUGCAACCAAGAAGCAGAAGUACGAGAAGAUCUCUGAAAAGAAAAUGUCAACCCCUGUAGAAAUUCUCUGCAAGGGAUUCCCAGCAGAGUUCGCCAUGUAUCUGAACUACUGCCGUGGUCUGCGUUUUGAAGAGGCCCCGGACUACAUGUACCUUCGCCAACUGUUCCGGAUCUUGUUCAGGACACUGAACCACCAGUAUGACUACACAUUCGACUGGACGAUGCUGAAGCAGAAAGCAGCCCAGCAGGCAGCCUCCUCCGGGGGCCAAGGUCAGCAGGCACAGACCCCCACAGGCAAGCAAUCUGAUAAACCCAAGCCUAACAUGAAAGGUUUCUAAGCGCUUUCCUGUCAGGAGUGAAAGUCGGGCGGAGGGACUCCACAGUAGCACCAUAAUCAUUGGCGACUAGGACCACCUCCUGCCCAGAGGGCUUUAUUCUCCCCCCCCCACCACCACCAAACAAACUUUCUCCUUCCAUAAUUACUAUGUAUGUAAUGGAUAUAUAGAUAUACAAAUGCCUCUGUUUGCAGCAAUAUCUAUAUAUUGGUAUGUAUAUAAUAUUCUCCACUUUGAAGAAAGAAAAUAAAUUAAAGCUUUUUGUUGGGGCUGAGGCAUCUUUUUCCCUUAUACCACCUUUCCCACUUCCCAUUAUCCUUAUUCUUUUGGUUUCUUGGGUAACAAUAGUUGAACAAUUUAAUUGCUCUUUUAGUCCUUCCCUUCCUUCCAGUGACAUGUGUAGACCUGUUAACCCUGCCCCCGUGUGCCCCUUGUUUUAUACCCGCCUCAGUGACAUUCAUAAAACAUUAAGUCAAACUUCUUAUUUUUUUGUUUGAAAAGAAUGAAUGAUGGAAUCCUGGUUAUUUACUUUGCUUAAAAUGUCGGAGUUCUAUUCCUUUUUUCCAUUCUCUAUUUUUAUUUUCUAUGGUGAUUAGGAGUGUUGAGCAGCUGCGUUAAUGUCCCAGCUGGCGACGGUCUACAAUAGUCUGGCUCUCCUUCUCUUGUAAGAGUGCUGCAUUAUUUUUGAAUCUGUUGAUACACCUAUGGUCUUCUGAAACAGUCUUCUAAAUGCCAAUAAAAAUGUAAAAAUACAAUAAAAAGCC